AUGGAGAUGCGGCCACCUCUGGGGUCUCUGGCCAUGGUUCUCCCGGAGAAUGAGCCCCUGGCGGAGCUGAGCCAGACCUCGCGAUGCCCUGUCCUGGUCCCCGUGGGGCAGGACAGGCGGAGGGGGCCGUUUCCAGCCCAGGGCCCCGAGCCGGCCCGGGCCCAGCCGGUGGGUGGUGCCGAUUGUCUCUCCUCCGGCCCCGGGGGAGUCACGAGCGACAGCCCUGAGGAGGACGAGGCCAGCAGCACGGAGAGUGCCCAGAACGGGGACGUGAGCCCCCAGGCGGGCGCGGAGGGGUCCCGGUUGCGGGGGGAGCAGGACAAGGCGCUGGGCCGGGUAGCGGAGCUGGAGAGUUGCAUCAAGGAGCUGCAGCACCAGCAGAAGGAGAUGAACAUGGAGAUGAAACUGGAGGGGGCGCUGCUGGAGGGGGAGCUGGCGGCCGAGUGGCGGGAGAUUCAGCGCGAGGAGCAGCUGGUCCUGCAGCUGCAGAGGAGGUUCGCAGAGACGGUGCACCGGUGCCACAUCGAGAGAGAGAAGGAGAAGGCUCGGCUGGGGAAGGAGCGGCACAAGGUGGAGGAGCUCCAGAGGCAACACGCCGAGUCCCAGACCCACCUGGAGACCCAGCCCGAGAGCAUGCGGGAGCGGAUGCAGAGCCAGCUGCAGCAGACGUCGGAGAUGCUGGAGGGAGCACUGAAGAGCUACGAGGACCUGGAGUUCCAGCAGCUGGAGCGCGAGAGCCGCUUGGAAGAGGAGAAGGAGGAGGCCUGCCAGGCCUUGGCCCGCCAGGUGGCCCAGGUGCAAGAGAGGCUCAAGGAGAGGAAGAGGAAGGUGCGCAGGCUGGAGGCCCAGGUGCGCUCGGUGCAGGAGCACAUGGCGGGCGAGUGCCGCAAGCUGGCGCAGGAGAAGGGAGAGGCCGUCCAGAGCCUCAACUUGGAGAGGCGUCGGCUGGAGGAGCUGGGCAAAGUCUGUGAAGACGAGAGCAGAGAUGACUCUCCUGUCAGUAACCAGGAGCUCACCAAGCUCAUGUUCACCCAAAAGACGGAUCGGAAGGUCGUGGUGCUGGGCUGCGACCAGCGCGACCCGGCCUGCGUGUUCUCCGUCCGCAGCUCCGUCCAGAGCUCCUUCGGGCUGCAGAGAUCGAGGAGCCUGCCUCGAAGACGGGGGGACCGGCUGGUCCCCCGCCCCACCCAGCGCCCCCUCUCGCUCGAAGCCAACGGGGGGCUAGACUCAGACGUCCUGGCGCUGCAGCUCUCAGCGGGGGGCGACCGGCGCUGCGUGCCGCUCAAACAUCUCAACGCCCCCCUGUACCCGCUGGGGGGGCCAUACAGCAGCGUCAGCUCCUGUGUCACCAAACUGGCCGAAAUGGAGCGGAUGGUGCGGGAGGCCAUGGCAGAGAGAGAGCGGCUGCUGCAGGCGCGGGAGGCGAAGCGAGUGGCCCACGGGGAGACACAACACACGGAGCCGCCCCCCCCUGCCCAGGACCGGGGGCCGGGGCCGGCGCGGGAGCCCCCUGCCCCCCUGGACCUGCGUGCCCACCUGGAGGCCUCGGGGCACAGCCUGGAGACCUGCCCCGAGGUGCGGGUGACGGGCAGGGCCUGCCGCGGCUUCCUGGUCAAGAUGGGCGGGCGCAUCAAAACCUGGAAGAAACGUUGGUUCUGCUUCGACCGUCAGCGGCGCCUGCUGGCCUACUACGUGGACAAAGAGGAGGCGAAGCUCAAGGGCGUCAUCUACUUCCAGGCCAUCGAGGAGGUUUAUUAUGAUCACCUGCGCAGCGCCUUCAAGAGCCCCAACCCCAAACUGACCUUCUGUGUCAAGACCUACGACCGGCUCUUCUGCCUGGUGGCGCCCAGCGCCGAGGCCAUGCGCAUCUGGAUGGACGCCAUCGUCACGGCCGCCGAGGAGAACACGCGCUAUUGA
Emys orbicularis (European pond turtle) is the source of this 1917-nucleotide messenger RNA. It is a transcript of the gene PHLDB3, whose product is annotated as pleckstrin homology like domain family B member 3. The transcript has 16 exons. The record is from RefSeq and is a predicted model, not a curated record. Lineage: Eukaryota; Metazoa; Chordata; Testudines; Emydidae. The coding region runs from base 1 to 1917 and encodes 638 amino acids.